Molecule: messenger RNA, 795 nt
Organism: Drosophila bipectinata
Lineage: Eukaryota; Metazoa; Arthropoda; Insecta; Diptera; Drosophilidae
Source: RefSeq, a predicted model, not a curated record
UUCGCUGCUUCAGUCUUUCGUUCGUCAUAACUCUGCCACCACAAUGAAAUACGCUGUGAUUGCCAUCGCUCUGUUUGCGAUUUCUGCCGCGUCGGCCUCUUCCGCUGGACAGUUUCUGCCACGUGCCUUCUUCACCUUGGACGCUGAGGGCCAUCCCUCCGAUGUUCAUCCGGUUAAUGACCAUCUGCUGAGGCGUCUGCGUCGUCAGGUCUAUAGCUCGUCUUCAUCUUCCUCUUCGUCCUCCUCCUCGUCAGGAAACGGUGGCACCAUCACCUUUGCCUCCCACUCCGUUCAGAAUGCCGAUGGUUCCGGACAAUCUGGCUCUUCCUACACUCAGCAGGCGGCAGCUCCAGCAGUAAGCUUUGAAAACCGUUUUGGUGAGGACUCUGCCACCGGAAACUACAAUUCUGGUGCCUACAACUCUGGUGCCUACAACAAUGGCAACUACAACAGUGGAAGCUAUCCCAUCUCCUAUACUGGAAGUAUUAACACCAACAGCUACCCAAAUGGCGGAGUUGGUAGCUCCUUCCAGUCCCAGUCCAGCUAUGGAACUGCUCCCCAAACCAUUGUCCAGCACACUCUCACCACUGUCGAUAGUAACGGAAACCAGAAGACGACCAACAUCCAGGGCGCCACCGACCAGAGCGGCAACCUGAACGUGAAGAAGACCGAGGUCACCUAUCCUUCCAACUAAAUAUCGUCCAGUUGGCAUAGAAUUUAGUUAUUUUCGAAUGUAAUUGAAGGUGCAAUGACGUGAAGUAAUCUAUAAUAAAGUAAAAUAAAUUUUAAAACAUA